UGAAGUCCGCAUAACGCCGAGUUAUUACAGGUAGUUUCCGCCUCAAGAUGCGAAUAACCUGCGGAAUUCACGCGACCCGCAACAUGUCCUCCGCGGGUUAAAUUACGUCACACCGAAAGCCUUCGAUGGAAACAGGCUGAAAGGACGUUUCAACACACAGUGGAAGGCAGAAGCCAGGGAACACGAGUACCAACGCGCGUGAGCCCGCGCGGCAGGGGGUCGGGCUCACAUGCGCGGUGGUGACGUCGCUGUGCUGGUGAAGCCGUUGCCGGUGCUCGGCACCUAGUCACCGGAGCCAAAUCGGUCCCGUGUCCGGUGUUAGCCACCGACAGUAGCCGGUGUAGAGUGGCCGCUUUAUGAUGCAGAGGUAGUCCGUGUUUGCGCGCAAUACGCCGCGGUUACCCACAGAGAGGCAGCGGACGGCGGGUAGCGAGUUAGCUACAUUUUAUGGUUUGUGCUAACCACGUCAUGUUUGAUCGUGCCCCGGUCCGGAUGCUUCAGUUUGCUCGCUUCUUCCCCGGGGCGGAAGUAACCGGCGGUUAGCGGCUAACCUAUGCUAGUAGCUAAGUUAGCAUAAGCUAACCUAUGAUUGUAGGCUAGCGGAUACCCUAUGCUAGUAGCUAAGUUAGCAUAAGCUAACCUAUGAUUGUAGGCUAGCGGAUACCCUAUGCUAGUAGCUAAGUUAGCAUAUGCUAACCUAUGCUAGUAGCAGAGUACGUCCACGCCCGCGGGCCGCCGGAGCGAUGCCCGUCCGACGGAGCUGAAGUGCCGCUCCGCAUGCCGAAGAUGACGGGCGGCCUGAGCCGGGUUUCUGUGCCUCUGUCAGCAGGAGGCGGGACAUGGAAGCCGAGGAAGCGCGAAACAAAGACCCGAGUGCACACGAACUGCUGGAUAGAAAGGUGCUCUGCAGGCGGAACGGGAGGAUCGGUGCAGUGAGAAGCUUCCACAGCCCGCUGAGGCCCCACAACGCUCUGCAGAUUCAGUCCUUCUCACUAUGUGCUGGCUCCUGUCCAAACCUGAUGAUGAGUAGGAGCGAGCACGCACACGAUGCCAGGCCCAUCCCCGUGGCCCUCACCCCCCAGCUCCUCCCCCGAGCACACCGGCCCCUCUGCAUGUCGGUCUCCUCCGACAGCAGUGGGCGCUUCAGAGCUCUGGAGACGCAGGAGUGGAAGAACAACCUCAAAGCUCAGAUGGAGCAGGCCCACAGUGUAGGCGCCGCCAGCAGCACCGGGUCUCUGGAGCGAGCGUCUCUGUUCUGCGCCUCAGCCUCCACAACGGCGUCCAGCUCCAGCCUGCCCAGCCCGGUGGAGAUCCUCAACAAGACCAAGUCCUCCAGCCGCUUCUCGCUCUUCUCCCCGCCGUGGAACAGCAGCUCCGAGUCGGACUCCAACCCGCCGUCCCGCUCAGGCUCCAAGAAGCUGCGUAACUACAGCCGGAGAGCGGCCACGGGGCCGGCGGGCGCCAGGGGCCCGGACACACCGGAGCCCAAACCCAGCGGCCACGAGCAUUUCCAGUACUCCGAACCAGUCAUCUCCAGGGUGACGGACUACAUCUAUGUCGGCAACCUGAACGCGGCCUACAACGGGCGCACUCUGUGCCGCAACAACAUCGACAGCAUCAUCGACAUGAGCAGCGUGCCGGGAGAACCGGGCCCCAGCCUCAGCCUCAUACCGUGCACCUGCUCCCGCGGCGCACGCCACAGCUGGUCCCGCCUUAAGGUGGACAUCGGGGACGUGCCGGACGCCCUGGGCGACGGCCCGUCCCUGAAGCAGCGCUGCUUCGAGGAUAUCAACGGGUGCAUCGACGCCUCCACCGAGAAGAGGAAGCGCGUCCUGGUGCACUGCCGAGACGGCUUCUCUCUGGCACCCACGUGCAUCAUCCAGUACCUGAUGGUGAAACAGAACAUGAGGCUGAUCGCCGCGUACGAGCUGCUGAGGGCCAAGUACCCGAUCAACAUCAGGGAGGGCCACCAGGACAUGCUGGUGAGCCUGGAGAGGGCGCUGCGGCCCGGAGGCAACACCGAGCCCGAGUGCUUCAAACAGGCCAUUUCACGCAAAGUGGCGUGGACCUGACCCAGCCCCGACACCCCCACCGACCCCCCUUCGUGGUGUUCAAUAUUUUCCUAAAGACAACGAGGGGGCGCUGCAGACUGGUAUAUCAACCAAAAUAUUAUUUUCCCCACUUGAGAGUUCAGUGGUUGUAAAAGUUCUGAAUUUGACGUGUUUCCUCUUCAGACCGUGUAAAUGUCGCCUGGCUGUGACCCCCCACACCCCCCCAACCCCCCGCCCUCGGAACAGAGACGCAAUAGACUUGCUGUAAUAUACACACAGCUCCUCGGUGUAAAGGUGUCGUCGUGUUGGCUGUUGAGUUGAUGUCGUUCUGCUUCAGUCCCGUCCUGUGGUGUUUUUAUAUCUCAGGAGGUUCUUGGGGAGGGGGGGGGGCGUUACUCGCUGGGCACCCACAUGCAUCCCGGUAGGGUUGUUUACCAUGACAGCGGCGGUCGUUAUUAAUAUCUAUAUGCUCAGAAUUUGGAAUUUAGCACCUUUUUGGGGGACGAAUAAUUAAGGAAAUGGCCUUGUUGCUGAUAUGAAGCGCAUUCAUCCGAUUGGAUAACAUGGAUAUCCUCAACAAAAUCCCUCAGUUGGGACAUUAGUACCUUCUUAAAGUGUGUACCUCAAAGAGCUGUCGUAUUGUUGGAUCGAUAACACCGACUGGAUUACAUCAUCGGUUGAUUGACCCAACCCCCCCCCCCCCCCCACCUGCUCUGCUGUGACGUUUUCCCGUCGGUGUCGUUGAUCUGAGGCCGAGCUGUCCUCUGUGAGGAUUGCGGUCGCCAUGGUUACAGCUGCGGUGCAUCCGGUGGUGCUCUGUGAGGCUGAACUUCUCUGGAUCAUCAGUGUUCUGACGUCGGCGGCACCGACCGGAGACUUGACCCUGCGAGGAUCUUUGCACUCCUCCCCGGGUUCGUCCGAAACUGCUGCCGUCAUUUAGUUUAAGAGCGUUUUGACCCCCGACUGAGGGACAAGCUCACACAGCCAGAGGUAAUGUGUUUUUACGUGGUCGAGUUUACAUCAUGUUCUUAAAAUGUCUAAAGUUUUUAUUCAUACUUCACGGUGACAUUUGAUAAGCCCGAAUCAUCAAUUUAACAUUGUGUGUAAAUCGGGACAUCAGCAGACUGCUUUCAUAAAUGACUUUAUAGAUGAAUUUAUACACUUUAUUGACCAAAUGCUGAAUCUGAACACAACUGCACAGGGAGGAAACUAAUCUGGCUUAAUAUUCUCUCUUUAUCCAAUUAGCUUUCUUACUUCUCAGCCAAGUUUAUAAUCUGAUAAAUCGUUUUAAUCGCACUGAUACCGACCCACUGCACGACCCCUAUAGCCACACAGCUAACUAGCUUGUGAGCUAGCGGUGCACACAUUCCACGUCACCUGGGGGCGGGGGGGGGUUCAGGUCCAACUGUAUUCUGAUUGAAACCUCGCGCCCCCUUUUAAAAGUUGAACUAUUUGUUUUUUUACAUUACAGGUCAUUUAGCUGACGCUUUUAUCCAAAGCGACUUGCAUUGCAUUUUUUAACCCAUGGCGUUUUACAUUGUUGCCCGGGGAGCAAUUCGGGGUUAACCACCAACCUUGCGGUUCCCAGUGCACCAUCCCUACCCAUGCGUCACGCGAGCCGAGUUCUAAUGCCAGACAGGCGACCGCUGCUAACUUUUGAUUUAAAGCACGAUCCAGAAUCUUUACUCCGCUGACGUCAGCGAUGAAACUCCAGUUAACUUCAGUUUAGUAGUUUCACUUUAAUUGCGAUUUAACGGUUUGUGUCUCAUUUAAUAAAUCUGAAGUAAACCGUAAAAACUGUUUUGACUCAGUAUUUAUUUGUAAUGUAUUCUUUAGCAACAUAGUUUUUUUCCCUCUAACAAUUUUAGGAUCCAAAUGUUAAAGUGUGAAAAACUUCUUCAUGCAAAUCCGCUGUUGAUCAUGCAACAUUGUUGAUUUUUGAUACAUUCAAACCGCUCUGAUUUAAUUUCGAUAUUGUUUUAGCAUCAGUGAUGUUGGUUGUACAGGACCUGUCUGACAUCCGUGACCUUUGACCCCCAGUGCCACGGUCAUGUGGAAGCUGGAAGUCGGUGACAUUUUGCACACUUUGUAUGACCAACUCCUCAAUAUGUUGUGAAAUGUUGAAUAUUUUUUCGAUGUUUUUUUAUUUUUGAGCUAAAAAAAGAAGGUAUGAAGCUGACCGACAAAGGGUCUUUGUUGUAAUCGUUUGUACCGGUGUGUGCGGCAGAGGAGGUAUUUCAUACCUUCGGUUCGUUGUAAAGUCCUUAAUCGAUCUGAAAAGGUUUCCUAACUCGUUCUCUCAGGUGAUUUCUCAGUGGCCCGGAAUGUUCUUAAUGAAUUAUGAUAUUCAGAAAUGUGAAGCGAUGUAUUUCUCAUGUCAUGUUUCUAAAAGUCUGAUAUAAUUUGUACUGUUAAAAUAUUAAAAGAAUAUGUAUUUAA
Gasterosteus aculeatus aculeatus (three-spined stickleback) is the source of this 4490-nucleotide messenger RNA. RefSeq lists its product as uncharacterized. NCBI's taxonomy places the organism in Eukaryota, Metazoa, Chordata, Actinopteri, Perciformes, Gasterosteidae. Gene Ontology annotation, biological process: peptidyl-tyrosine dephosphorylation; negative regulation of MAPK cascade. Gene Ontology annotation, molecular function: MAP kinase tyrosine phosphatase activity; MAP kinase tyrosine/serine/threonine phosphatase activity; protein tyrosine/threonine phosphatase activity. Gene Ontology annotation, cellular component: cytosol; cytoplasm. The record is from RefSeq and is a predicted model, not a curated record.